Molecule: messenger RNA, 1112 nt
Organism: Thunnus maccoyii (southern bluefin tuna)
Lineage: Eukaryota; Metazoa; Chordata; Actinopteri; Scombriformes; Scombridae
Product: DNA damage-inducible transcript 4-like protein-like
Exons: 2
Coding region: 120-743 (207 amino acids)
Biological process (GO): negative regulation of signal transduction
Cellular component (GO): cytoplasm
Source: RefSeq, a predicted model, not a curated record
ACCAUAUAAAAGCUCUCUGCUCACCGGCACAGUUGCUCAGCUCACCUAACUCAAUACAUGGAGAAGAUACAGACCAAACGUUUGGAGGAGACACCGGAGCUACACAAACAGGAAUCAGGAUGGUGUAUACCACGGCUCUGCUCUUUGGACACGGAGUGCCCGUCUUGUCAGAAGAAGAAAGUGUCAUGGACAUGAUAGGAAAGUACUUCCUCCAGCUCACAUCCCCGGGCCGAGAGAGGAGCUCAGCCCGGCGGGGAAGCGUCGAGAGCUGCGAUGAGACGGAUAACAACUCGCUUUUUGCCAACCUGGAUGCUGGUCUGGAGGACGGAGAGAGACUCCUUCAACAAGACGUGACCCGGCAGAUAGAGCGCUGUCUGACAGAGGCCAAGGCGUCCAUCCUCCACUGCCAGGUGUUGCUGCUGCCUCGCCACAUGACCGCCAGGGUUGGCCAGGACGUGAUGCGUUCAUCAGCUGAUGAACCCUGCGGGCUGCGGGGCGCCUCCAUCAAGGUCUACAUAGAGGGUAAAGAUGGCCUCAAGUCCCUGGGGAGCAUCUUUCCAGACCCAAGUGUCACCCCUACCUUUGAACUGUCUGUGGUCUUCAAGGCAUGUAAAGAUGACGGCUGGCCGCCACUCAAGCACAUCUUCGAUACCAACAAAGUGCUGAAGCUGAGACCAGAGUACCGGCUGGUGAAGAGGAAGCUCUACUCCUCUGCCAGUCCUGUUAUUCAUGAUUUCAACUAGGGGUGAAGAUAAGAACCCCUGUUUCACUGUUUGUCUUUUUUGUGUUAAUAUCAUUCCUGACCUCAUGUUUUAAAUGUCAGGCUACAUGCACAAGAGUUGGCCUGGCAUGCACUGGAGUUUACUGUGAUGUAUUUUAGCUGUAGGGAAGUGGAUGAUAUUUUAUGUUGUAUGAAUGUCUAACGUAAUGCAGGAAGUCACACUGUGUUUUUCUGCACCCUGUAACCACAGGAUUUUGCACAGAUGGGUUGAAUGUUCAAAGUAUACACUGUAAAGAUGAAAACUUCUUCUCAGGAAUGGGCAGGUCUCAUUCCUUAAUUGUGCCAUACUUUUGUUAUACAAAUGUUAAAUAAAUUUUUUACACUACUGUUA